Molecule: messenger RNA, 2826 nt
Organism: Plasmodium fragile
Lineage: Eukaryota; Apicomplexa; Aconoidasida; Haemosporida; Plasmodiidae
Exons: 7
Coding region: 1-2826 (941 amino acids)
Source: RefSeq, a predicted model, not a curated record
AUGGAUCAAUUACUGAAGGAGUUAAUCACAGAUUGGUUACAGAAAAGGAACAUUUCCACGGAAGACGAUUUGAAUAGAGGGAUAUGGCAGGACAUGCACGACAUGUUCCAAGAAUUCGUAGGACAUAUGAAUAAUGAAGGGGACGAUACCUUAGAAAUGAUAUGCACGGAGGGCACCAGCAGUAAAGACAUUACGGCGGAACAAAUGCCAUUAUGCCAGAACAUUGUGCGCGUCAUAUCUUAUAUGGAAGAGAGAUUAGAUAGUGAACAAAUGAGAAGCAGGGCAAAAGAAACUGACAGAGGGGUGAAGACCACCAUGCGGUGUAUAAUAGGGAAAGUGAAUCUGAUGGCACUACGGCAGCAAUAUUGCCGGGCGGACAGAAUGUGGGCAUAUAUAACGGCAAAGGCGCAAGAGCUGGCUAAGGACUUGGACCAGGACGGAGGAGCUAAAAGUGAAAAGUGUAAUGCGUGGAAUAUACGUGGUUUAAGGAUGGGUGGAAAGACUAUAGAAGAAGAAAUUAGAAAAUGGAUAUCGGAGAGUGCGAUUUACGGCGGCCUCGAGAAUCUUGGGGAGUGUAAGGAAGGACAGGGCGACAGCGGCACCGUACAAUAUAAGAGUAGGCAGCAGAUAACAGGAAGCAUAGUAGACCGGACGAAGACAUUGACACAGCAGAUUGAAACGAUUGUAACGAAGGUGAAGGAGGUGCUGGAAGCGGUGACAGGACAGACGGAGGAUAUAGUUCACAAGGUGACGCAGGACGUGACGGAGGAUAUAGUUCAGAACGUGACGAAGGAGGUGAAGGAACAAUUACAGAAAAAACCAGGCGCAGCGAAACCGGCGGCGACGAAAUCGGAAACCACAAAGCCGGCAGUGGGUACUGAGGACCAAACUGAAGGAAAGGACACAGAAUCGGAGAACACACCCUCAGAAUCGAAACCAGCAGAGUCACCAACACGAUCAGAUCCCUCGGCUGGGGACGGCCUCCCCGCUGCGGGACUACCGGCCACAGGAGGAACAGCCGGGGAAGGACCAGGUCAAGGACCAGGACCUGGACAACAACCCCCACCUCCACCUCCACCGCGACAACCACAAGGGGUAGAGGGAGCCGGACACGAUACGACACUGCAACCCACAGUAGUGCAGAAUCCAACAACAGCAAAAGGUAAGGACACAAAGGCAAAGUGUACUAAGGUCUUGCAAACUGAGACACACAAAGGACGACAGCCAGGAGGGUUCAUCACAAUUAGUAGAAUCCAGCCGGAUACUUCACCCGGAUGUUCUGACACCGGUGAAGACAAGACACCGGAUGUUGUGGAUGAUUCUAAGGAGGAACUAUCAAAGACAGAUACUAAAGAACCUGAUCAAGUAGAAGGCUCAGUGCCAACACAGACACCAGUGCAGGACCCAGCCGCAGAACCAGUAGAAACAGUAACAGCAGCCACAGACCCAGGAGCCGGAGACUUGCCUACGCCAGGGCCAGAUCAAUCGCAGCCACCAGUACCGUCACCAGGGGAUCCAGCCUCAGCGUCAAACUCAGGUAAUGAUGACCCCCCUCCUCUCAAUCCACCCAAACCAAAACCGAACCCGAACCCAAAUCAAUCGGAUGCAAGCGGCAGCGGCACCAGCGGCGGCGGCAGCACCGGCCAACCGCCCGCAGCAGGUGCUGGAAGUGGUGCUUCUGGUGAGGAAGGAAAAGGUGCAGGGCCUGCGGGUGCAGCAGGACCUCCUGCAGUUGGUGGUGGACGAGGAGGAGGAGGUGGUGGAACACGUGGAGCAGGUGACUUCGGAUUAGACUUGCAGUUCCCACAACCAAAAAGUAACUUAGGAGGAUCAUAUGGACUAUGGACACCACCUGAUGCAUCCGGGGGAUCACAGUCAACGGCCCCCCUUGAACCUCGUUUCCCUGAUGAACCCAAAACUACCCCCCAUCCGUGCGACCCCACGGAUCUCAUCCCCUACACCCCCGCGAUCAUUCCAGCGGUGGUCGGUAUUGGGCUCCUUGCGUUCUUCCUAUGGAAGCUACAUCUAGAAGUGCUCAACGAAUGUGAAGCGGCGGAAUGGCAAAACGUCAAACACGACUAUUGGCAGAUACUCGUGGAGCAGUUUGCGCAGGAGUUGAUGCGGGACGACCCCAGGAAUAAUAAUAUCUUGGGCUCCGGUAACGCAGUCACAGAGACACCCACAUGUGCGGAUCCUAAGACCGACAUCACACACAUACCCACAUGUAAAGCAGUCAUAGACACACCCACAUGUGAUCAUCCUCAGCCCGACAUCACACAACACACAGUCACAAACGACACAGUCACAGACAUACCCACACGUGACGCACUCACAGACACACCCACAUGUGAGGAUCCUAAGCCCGAAAUCACAGACAUACGCACAAGUGACACAGUCACAGACAGAACCACAUGUGACACAGUCACAGACAGAACCACAUGUGACACAGUCACGGACAUACCCACAUGUUACACAGUCACGCACAUACCCACACGUGAUGAUCCUAAGCCCGACAUCACAGACAGCCCCACAUGCGACACAGUCACAGACACACCCUCACAUGAACCUCCAAAGCCCGCAAUCAUACAUCCACACAACAACGCCCCAGUCACAGACACACCCACAUGUGCUGAUCCUAAGCCCGAAAUCACAGACAUACCCACAUGUAACGCAGUCACACACGACACAGACACAGACCAAACAGUCCUGCACAUACCCCCAUGUGACACCGUCAAGCACACCACCACAUUCAUAGAACAGUGCGAGCUCGAAAGCCGUCUGCAGGAGAACGAGUUAUAUGUGGAUGAACUGCUGGACCAGCUCUGA